Molecule: messenger RNA, 936 nt
Organism: Suillus subaureus
Lineage: Eukaryota; Fungi; Basidiomycota; Agaricomycetes; Boletales; Suillaceae
Exons: 8
Coding region: 1-936 (311 amino acids)
Source: RefSeq, a predicted model, not a curated record
AUGCAAACACUUCCUGCAGAGGAAGAACCGUGGCAUCCAUUCCAAUCACAUGGAGAUUUUGAAUUUUCUGAAAUUGCUCUUGACCCUGCUCUCAACAAGAAUCAAGUUGACCAGUUGCUCAGUUUCAUGGCUCGCAUAUCACAGGGUCAGGCUCAAAUCACACUGAAAAACAAGGCCAAUCUGCACAAGGCAUUAGACAAUGCUGCAGCUGAGCUGACACCGUUUUCAAAACAUAAAGUCAAGGUUCCAUACAAGAAGGAGGAAUGGGUCUAUAAGGUGCAUGUGUGUCCCUUAUGGGACUGGGCCCUUGAUCUGUUGGAUAACCCACUGCUAGCACCACAUUUUGUUUGGGAUGUGCAAUGUGUCUACAAACAUGAUGGUGACCAGUGGUGGGAUAUUCAAUCUCGUCUCCUGCCAGAUCUGAAAGCCGCCCCCUUUUGCUUUAUAUUGUAUGCUGACAAGACUAGGCUCUCUUCGCAUGGCACUGUUAAAGGGCACCCAGUUGUGGUGUGUUGCACAAAUCUACCUGUCAAGAUUCAAAAUAGCAAGGGGAUUGGCAGUGGUUGGGUAGUCAGGUGGUUACCAAUUGUUCCCAAAGACACAUCCAAAGAGGGGAAACUCAGAUACACUACCCUGAAAUGUGUUGUAUGGCACAAGUCAUUUGUCAAGCUUCUUGUUAACCUUGACCAGUACUUGAAGACUGGAUGCAUGAUGUCUCUCAUAUGUGGUGUACAAUGCAAGUGCUCAUGUCCAGUCUGUCUUGUCCCUCUCAAUGAGCUCCACAACCUGUCCAAGACAUUUCCGAUCAGGGGGGGGGUACAUCUACUUGGAGAAUUGAAGAUGAUCCUCACUGAUCUUGGAUGCGAGGCUGAGGACAAAUUUGAGAAACAGAUCACUGAGUUCCCUCGAUGGCACGCUGAAGGAAUCAACUACUAA